AUCAUAAUCAUCGGAUGUAUACGCACCGAGCGGAACUUAUACGAUAUUAUUUACAUCAAGUACAAACGGCCUUUUUUUCCAUUCGGAUAAAAAAGGAAAAAUAAAUACUUUGUUGGUUCUUCAUAAAUAAUUGCAUUAGAUAAUCUUCAGUGUAUUUGAGAAUACAUCAAAAGAGAGUACGGCCAUAUUACUUUUAGGAACACAGAACUGGAUGUUUCCUUCAGAAACAUGGCUGAAGAACAUCGUUUCGCUGGUGUAGUGAAAUUCUGUGUAUACAAGUUUUAAGAUAUAUUUCGGCUAGAAAAGGGUACGAUAAUAAACUAAAAUGACCUCGAUACACUUUGUCGUUCAUCCUUUACCGGGUACCGAUGAUCAACUUAAUGAUAGGUUGAAAGAAGUUGCAGAGAAGAUCAAUAGAUAUGGAUAUGUUACACUGCCUGCAUUUAAUGGAUUAAAAGUUUCCAUAAAACGUAUUGUGGUUGGGCCAACUCAUAUAGCGUUACUCACAGAGGACAAUAGAAUAUGUCGUGUUGCAUUUACAGUAUUGUCUGAUCGAUUGGAUUUAAGUAAAAAUGAACCUAACAGAAAUACAACUAAAAAUCAUGUUGGAAAUUCUAAUUCUGCUCCAAGCGGUAGUGGAAGUAGUGGAAGCGGUAGUAGAGCAGGUAUUUCUCGUUCAAGAGCAAGGAUCAUGAGGAGCAGUUCUGCUAUUCGAGGUGGUAGUAAUAGUGGAAAUAGCGGUGGCAGUGGUAGAAUAGGGCCUCCGGGAGUGAUCAUGGGAAGUGGAAGUGGUAACAGCUCACGUCCUAUUGCUUCAGUUCCUGCUCCAUUUGUACCAGAAGAUUUGAUAUCUCAAGCUCAAGUAGUAUUACAAGGAAAAAGUCGUAAUUUAAUUAUCAGAGAAUUACAGCGUACAAAUUUAGAUGUGAACUUAGCAGUGAAUAAUCUAUUAUCACGAGAUGAUGAAGAAGGCGAUGAUGCUGACGAUGCAGCAGAUAGUUAUGUACCAGAAGAUCUUAUAUCCUUAUUAGAUGGAGGCUUCAGUAAUGAACAUUCUGUUAUAAUCGAUGCAGACUCUAUGUUUUCUGAGGAUAUGUUUGGAUAUGCAGGCAUAAGACAUCGUGGAAGUUCUUCGCGAAGACUUGGUAAUGACAGAGAAGGAGAACGUUCAUCUGAACGUGAUAGAGAUCGUGAUAGUUUUAGCAGAUGGAGGGAUCGUCAAUAUUAUGGACCACGACGUUGGUUAGAAACUGCUUUAAAAGAUUCUUGGGAAAAAGAUCCUGAUAACAAGAAAAAAGAGUUAGCUUCUCAAAGUCCUUUGUGGAUAUCAGAAGAACUUGAAUGGUGGCAUGAACGUAGUAAUGAACCUGCUCCACGUUUUGUUCAAAUUGCUGCUCUUUACAGCGAAUUGAUAGCUGUUUCCACUUCCGGACAAUUGUAUCAAUGGAAAUGGUCCGAUCCUGAACCAUACAAGCAUUUAGAGAAUCCAAAUGUUCAUCAUCCAAAAACUAUACCAUUAGCAUUGAUGACAGAAAAAAUAGUUAAUAUAUCGGCAACAGCAAUUCGCUGUUCUGUUAGUACAGAAAGCGGCAAAGUAGCUACGUGGUUAGAUGAACUUUUGGGACACGUAGCCUCUCGCCUGGAACAUCCAGCACAGGCUUUUACUGAAUUUACAUUGGACAAAAUUGUAUCACUUCAUACAUGUGCUUUAUAUACUGUAGCAAAACUUGAAAGUGGCGCAUUAUAUUGGUGGGGAGUUUUGCCAUUUUCUCAGCGCAAAAAGUUGUGGGAAAAAUAUAAAGCAAAAUCACGCAAACAUAGACCAUCUACAGUGAUAUCAAAUGACAUUAGUUAUGGUACACACGUUUGCAUGAAAAACAGUCCAAUGUAUCAACCUGGCGCAAUAGGAUUUACAAUAGCCAAUGGGGUACCAAAAGUAGGACAACUAUUAUCAGCUGCUUGGAAUUUAGAUGCAACUUGCAGAUUUAAAAUAUUACCAGCUGGAUCACAUUUACCUAAUUCAAAUUUUGAUAAACGCGAAUCAAAUGGAAAUGGAAAUACUUCAAUAAAUAAGUCAAAUCAUAAAGAAACAGCUGAUCGACUCGAUAUGCCACCACCUCCAUCGCCUGCUUCCAGCACAUGUAGCGACACAGGUAGCAUCACAACGAGUCAUAAAAGACAAAAACGUUUAACGCCUCGAAAUGAAGGAGAAUCUGAACGAAAAGACGAAGAAGAUUGGCAAUUGAAAGACGUGGUUUUUGUAGAAGAUGUCAAAACCGUUCCUAUUGGAAAGGUCAUUAAAGUUGAUGGUUGCUAUGUAGCAGUUAAAUUCUUUUCAAAAGAUUCAAAAGAGAAGGAAAAAGAGACUAAAGAAAAAGAUUUUAGUACAUCUGAUUUUAAAGAUUUAACGGCUGAAGAAUUGAUCAAAUUAUUAGCCGACUGUAGGCUUUUAAGAAAAGAUGAAUUGCAAGUUAUUAAAUCAUCGAUGAAUCCAAGAGCACCCGAUUGCUUCCAACGUACUCCUAGAAGAGUUAAUAUAGUAGAAGGCUCGAGUGAUAAUCUUUUAACUAUUGCAACCGAUGGACAAGGCAUUCAUGCUAUAUUAAAAAGUGGGAAUAAGUUGAGCUAUGUUGUGUAUAAUUUAAGUACAGGAAGAUAUGUUCAAGAUUGUUAUAUUCCUUCGGAUAUUACUGCUUUCUUGGGAUUACAGCCUCAAAAUAUUAAUCUAACAAGUGCCGGAGAAAAUAUUGAAUGUUCUAUGAUACUUAGAGAUGGAAACAAUACAAUUUAUCCAAUAGCAAAAGAUUGUGCUGAUGCCAUUAGAGAUCCAAAUUGGUUAGAUUUACUCCCAGUAGUUUGCAUUGGAACAUCAACUAUUCCCAUACCAAGUUGCUCUAAUUCAACAAAUCUUAAAAAUCAAGUUGCAGUGAUUGCAUUGGCAUUUGACAAUCUUCUACUAAUGUCACGUAUACUGAGAUGCGAUUACGAUAGCGUAAAACAAUUAUUUUGUAAUUUGGAACAAGAUCUUAAGGGUAAUGUGACACAAAUACAAUCGAUAGUCUUAGAACGUUGUGAUGGUAAUCGAAAUAUCCUUCAUGCUUGUGUUACUAUGUGUGCACCAACUUCUAAUAAGAAAAGCGAUAAAGAUAUUGGAUAUGCAUUGGUCUCAAAUGCAGUAGAUGGUACCUCAGCUCCUAUUGAAGAACCAAUACCAACUUUGAGUUGGCCACCUGAGGCAUUCGACAAUACAUCUGGAGAAGAAGACAGUUUGCUUAGCAUAGGUGCUGCUAGUAUUUCUAUGAUGAAUAAACCUAAUAUAGGAGCAGCAUCCAAUAAUACGUAUAUUGUAGAUUCCGUUGAAAGAAGGAAUAACGCGCUGCUAAUACUGAAGUACAUGUGCGAAAGUAAUGUAUUAGCUCCUUACUUGAAAGAAUUACUUACAGCAAAGGAUGCUCAAGGACAAACGCCAUUAAUGCUUGCAGUAUCUGUUCGUGCAUAUCAUGCAGCUUUAAUUUUAUUAGAUACUAUUCAAAAAGUUGGUAGAGAUUCCAAAGAAUGUUCAGCAAUGAUUCUACCUCCUGAUGCUAAUCCAGAUUUAUCUCCUUUAUUCGUGACUUGCUGUAAUGAUACUUGCAGCUUUACCUGGACAGGCGCAGAUCAUAUCAAUCAGGACAUAUUUGAAUGUAGAACCUGCGGUUUAACAGGAUCGUUAUGUUGUUGCACCGAAUGUGCUCGUGUUUGCCAUAGAGGACAUGAUUGCAAACUUAAAAGGACAUCACCAACAGCAUACUGCGAUUGUUGGGAAAAAUGUAAAUGUCGUGCUCUUAUCGCUGGCUAUCAAGUUGCACGUUAUGAUCUUUUGUGCCGACUUGUAGUUAACACUGAUCUUGCAACAAAAAUCAAUUCACGAGGAGAAUGCAUUUUAUUAUUUUUGGCCCAGACAGUAGGAAGGCAAUUCAUAGAACAGCGCCAAUUUAGACCAGCAACUCGACCUCGAUCGACAUCUGCGAGUCGUAAAGCACCAUCAUCAGAUGGAUUAGGUGCUGAUUCUGAUAUGCCAGAUCAUGAUUUAGAGCCACCUCGUUUUAGUCGAAAUGCUCUUGAAAGAUUACUAAAUGACUGGUCAGCAGUUCAAUGUAUGAUUAUGUCAGGGGUAUCUGAAAAUGGUAAUGAACAGUUAUUUGGAGAUCAAGGACAAUUAUGUCGCCAAAGUGGUACCGCAUUAUUAGAUAAAUUCACCCAUCUGUUACUUGUUAAAUGCAGCACAGAGAUGCUUGAUACUUUGCUUACUACUCUUAUAAGAGAAUUGCAAAAUGAUUCUAUACCUGGACGUCAAGAUGAAGCAAACAAUGUUGCUCGACGAUUUGUAAGAUCUGUAGCUCGAAUAUUCGUAAUAUUUACUAUCGAAAUGGCACCUAAUACAGCAAAAAGAAAAAGUGCAAGUCAAGCUUCUCAACCUUUGAUGAAAUGUCGCAAAGUUUUUCAAGCUUUAAUUAAAUUGGCAGUCGAAGAAUUGUGCGAAACUGCAGAUUCAUUAAUAGCCCCGGUACGAUUAGGCGUUGCACGACCAACAGCACCAUUUACGUUAACUAGUUCUGCUGUGGAAGUAAUAAAUGGAUCUGAAGAAUUGUUUUCUAUAGAACCAUUAAUACCUCAUAGUGGAGUUAGUUCUCAAACUUUAGAUGGUGGGUUACAAACGCAACAAGUAAAUAAUAAUAUAACUAUUGCAAGAGAUGUGUCUGCAAUGGAUGAAGUUGAAGGUGGAGAAGAUGUCCCUAUGGAUAUAGAUGGAGAUAUAAGUGAACACGACGAAUCAGGUGUUUCUGGUACUGUUGCUGGUCAACCGCUUGGUGAAGUUGAUAGCAAUGCAGGUGGUGUUGGGGAAGAACAGGCAGGAGAUGGAGAAUCUGAUACAGAAUUAGAUCUUUUAGCUGAAGCCGAAACUGAAUCGGAUUCAGACGAUAAUCACAGUAAUCAAGAUGCUGCAUCGGCUCAAAGAAGUGUUCAAACUGGAGCUACUGCAGGUUCAGAUGGUGGUAUGGGAUCAAUAUUACUGUUUCCCGAAGAUGAGUCUGGUGAAUCCAGUCAACAGGAAGAUGAUGAAAGUGAAGCAGGUGAAACAGACGAACAAGAUAAUGAAGAUUUUCAAAUUGGAGAUGAACAAUUGGAACGUAGAAGUGGAUCAUCUGGCCAUUUACAUCGCAACAAUUUGGCACCAGUUUCUAUGCAAUGGGCUAUUCGUAAUCGUGAGUCAAGUACGCGUACUGCAGGCUUACGAGUGACGGGCGGCAGUAAUUUGGUUUUUAUCGAUCCCGUAUCUCUGAGACGUACUACUGCUACAUCUGCCGUUGCAGCUGCACAAGAACCUAUAACUAUGGGAACCACUGCAAGUUGUUUGGCACGAGCUUUUGGAAUUGUAAUUCGACAGAUAGCCGAUCUAUUAGUUAUGAUGCAAGAUUACAAAACGUUGGCUCCUACUUUACCACGAUUAAUGGAAAUUACCUUUCAAGAUGCAUUGAACUUACAGUUAUAUUUAGAAGCACAUUUGAAACCUACAUGGGAUUGGCUUUUAACAGUUAUGGAUGCUACCGAAGCACAAUUAAGGUUUGGAGUGUCCUUGACGCGUAGCGCUGAUCCGACACAUCCUGAACAUCCACUUAAUAAUGCUCCUUCACUUUCUGGCGGUAAUUUCACUGGGUUAUUGAGUUCAGCAGCUCUCUCUUUGACAUUACAAGGAAAUGCGAGUCGAAACCAACGCAGUGGUAUUGCAACAAGCUCCAAUAUUUCUGCUCCUCAAGCUUCGACAAGACUUACUGUUGGUUUUGCUGGUGUUAGUGAACCUGCUAGGAAUAGCAGAGAACGUGAAGGUGGUGAUUUGCAUUCUGCUAGGCGAGAGUUUUUGUCUUACUGUUUAUCUUUGAUGCGUGCUCAUAAUGGAGAACACAGAGACAGUUUACCAGUUUUAGACGUUUCCGCGUUAAGACACGUUGCAUAUGUAUUCGAUGCUCUUGUGUAUUACAUGCGUUGUCUUUCUGAACCAUUAACAUCAAGAGGCGAAGCGCAAAAAGAGUCAUCCAAUUAUUCGACAUGGAAUGAUCAAGAUGAAAAUGAUAAUGAUGAAGGAGAGGAAUAUAAUUCUCCAGCACCUACUGCAUUAGAAACCGAUUCUGUGGACUACCCAGAUUUACUUCAAGUUCCCAUAUGCGGGUCUGGAAAUAACAGUAAUUCUACACCUAAAGGAAGAAAACAUCCUUUCUUCCAAAGAUCAGAUUCUACCUUAUGCCUUGGUUGUCCGCCUCUCGAUCCAUUUGACACAGUUAUGAGCGAAGCAUUACCAUUAGCUGAUCAGCCGCAUUUAUUGCAGCCACAUUCAAGGCGUGAGGAUCUCUUUGGCAUCCCACGACAGCCGACAGGCGCUGCCAACCAAAAUCCAUUAGCAGGUUUGCCUACAAGGCUCGGUCUCUCCGCACGUGGUGCUGACAAUCAAAAUAAUUUGUCAUCUCCUACAUUCAGUCAAAUCAUUCCUGGAGCUACAUUUAUUCCUUCAGAAGUAAGACGACCUUCUGCUUCUGCCGGAGAUUCAGGAUCUACAAAAUUUGUUGAAAAGCCUAAAUCAUAUCAUCAUGUAUAUGAAGGUCCAACGCCUAUGGUAACAGAACAAAUAGACAGAGCUCCUAUAAUAGUAUCUACCAAUAAUCAAAAUGACUCUGGAAAUAGUAAGGGUAAAGAUGUAUGUAAAACAAAUAGAAGUGUUAUAGUUAGAGCUGGAACUAUAUCCGAAACAAACCUGAACAAAGCUACUGCUCCUGAAGUAUUGGUUGUUCCAACGGUUGAAAAUCAGAACGUUUCUGAAGAAGUUGAUCCAGCUGUAACUAGUCAUGAAAUUUCUGCACAUGAAACAGUAGAAACAAGUCCAGUGGAAUCUGCUAGAACUAUAUCAACUAUUGGGACAAACAUUUCACAUAAUAUUCUAUUAGGACGAUGGAGAUUAUCAUUGGAUUUAUUUGGUCGAGUUUUUAUGGAAGAUGUUGGUCUAGAAGCAGGAUCAGUUGUAUCCGAACUUGGUGGUUUCUCUGUAAAGGAAGCUAAAUUCCGUAGAAAUAUGGAAAAGCUAAGAAAUUCCCAACAAAAAGAUAUUACCUUGUCAAAGAUUGAACGUGAUAGAACUCAAUUAUUGGUGCAAACGAUGAAAGAAUUAAACACACAAUAUAAUUUAUAUAACAAAAGAACUUCUAAUGCUCCACCUUUGGCAGUAAAUCGAGUAAAAGUAACAUUUAAAGAUGAGCCAGGUGAAGGUUCAGGUGUUGCUAGAAGUUUUUAUACUGCAAUAGCCGAGGCAUUACUUGCAAAUGAGAAACUUCCAAAUCUUGAAGCAGCACAGGUUGGAUCUAAAUACACACAAUAUAACGUUUUACAAAAAUUAAAAAGCAGAGAUCGCGAUCGUGAUCUUAGAAGACAGAAUCCUAGAUCCUCCGGAAAAUGUCGUGAAACACGUAAAGCAUUAUCCUUCGAAGCUCGUUCCUUUCAUCCUUCAAGUUCUGUGGAAGGAAAUAAUGCAUCUGGAUCUGGAAGUUCAUCAUCAAAUACACAUCCUUUACCAGCCAGUCAUCCAAACAAUGAUCAUUUGACAAUGCAUCAACAACAACUUGGUGAUAGAUUGUAUCCUAAAGUACAUGCAUUACGGCCUGCAUUAGCAGAAAAAAUAACUGGAAUGCUACUUGAAUUAUCUCCUGCACAAUUAUUGAUGCUCCUCGCUUCAGAAGAUGCUUUAAGACAAAAAGUAGAAGAAGCAUUUGAGUUAAUUCAUAGCCAUAACCAAGACUUAACUAGCGAAGCACUUUUAGAUCUUGAUGUAUUCAGUUUAACCGAACGUUGUGCAGCUAAUAAGAAAAAGAUAGAGAAUAAUAUCAUGGAUGAUGGAGACGAUAACGCUCCUCUUUUCUAUUCACCUGAUAAAAGAGGCUUUUAUACACCUAGACAAGGUAGAGCCAGUUAUGAACGAUUAAAUGCUUUUAGGAAUGUUGGCAGGUUGAUAGGCUUAUGUCUAUUACAAAACGAGUUGUGUCCAAUAUUUUUAAAUCGUCACGUUAUUAAGUAUAUUUUAGCAAGGCCGAUACGUUUCCAUGAUCUUGCAUUUUUUGAUUCUGUAAUUUAUGAAAGUUUGAGACAACUCGUUAUCGAUGCUGAAACUAAAGACAGCAACAGUUUAUUUUCCGCAUUGGAUCUUACUUUUAGCAUUGAUUUAUGUCCUGAAGAAGGUGGUGGCUCGAUUGAACUUAUAUCAAGUGGUCGGGACGUAGAAGUUACAGCAAAUAAUGUAUAUGAUUAUGUACGAAAAUAUGCAGAAGUCCGUAUGAUAAAGGUACAAGAGAAGGCCUUGCAUGCAAUGCGAGAAGGAGUAUUUGAUGUUUUACCAGAAGGAGCAUUGGAUGGUUUAACAUCCGAAGAUUUAAGACUGCUUUUAAAUGGAGUUGGUGACAUUAACGUGUCAGUUUUGAUAUCAUACACAUCGUUUAACGAUGAAUCUGGAGAAGCAACGGAAAAAUUAGUAAAGUUUAAGCGAUGGUUAUGGUCCAUUGUUGAAAAAAUGUCACAUGUCGAACGGCAGGACUUGGUAUAUUUUUGGACAGGGUCUCCUGCAUUACCAGCAAGCGAAGAUGGUUUUCAACCAAUGCCAAGUGUUACGAUUCGACCAGCCGACGAUGCUCAUCUACCAACUGCAAAUACAUGUAUUUCUCGCCUAUACGUUCCAUUGUACAGCUCUCGUCAUGUUUUACGGCAUAAGCUACUUCUUGCUAUUAAAACAAAGAACUUCGGAUUUGUAUGAAUUUAUCAAGUGAUCAUCAUUCACACUUGCUCCAAGAGAAAAAGUCGCAUUAAUGAUAUUGACAUAAGAAAAUGGUUAUGUGUUGUUUUUCUUUCUUUCAUAGAAAAAUUUAUAACAUUUAUAAAUUUAUAAGGUGUAAUUAUGAAUUAUGAUUUCCCUUAUCAUAAAGUGGUCUUCGUCUUGAUAAGGAUUUAUGUUAAAGUGUCAUAUUUAGUCUUUAUAGUGGUCCAAUAAACUUUCCCAAAAUUA
Vespa velutina is the source of this 9076-nucleotide messenger RNA. RefSeq names its product E3 ubiquitin-protein ligase hyd (gene hyd). NCBI's taxonomy places the organism in Eukaryota, Metazoa, Arthropoda, Insecta, Hymenoptera, Vespidae. Gene Ontology annotation, molecular function: ubiquitin-protein transferase activity; zinc ion binding; ubiquitin binding. The record is from RefSeq and is a predicted model, not a curated record. The coding region runs from base 326 to 8827 and encodes 2833 amino acids. Gene Ontology annotation, biological process: regulation of double-strand break repair; DNA damage response; protein polyubiquitination. The transcript is spliced from 26 exons. Gene Ontology annotation, cellular component: nucleus.